Molecule: messenger RNA, 824 nt
Organism: Humulus lupulus (European hop)
Lineage: Eukaryota; Viridiplantae; Streptophyta; Magnoliopsida; Rosales; Cannabaceae
Product: acyl carrier protein 2, mitochondrial
Exons: 2
Coding region: 103-489 (128 amino acids)
Biological process (GO): fatty acid biosynthetic process
Cellular component (GO): mitochondrion
Molecular function (GO): acyl binding; acyl carrier activity
Source: RefSeq, a predicted model, not a curated record
CUUCCCAGUGCACUCAUUCCUCCGAGGUCCAUUUCUCACUCUUCACUUUCACCGUUAGAGAGAGAGAGAGAGGCUGUAGAAGUUUCUUCAGAAGGUCUUCCAAUGGCGGCGAGAAGCGCACUGUUAAAGUACCUGAGAGUUCAAGUCCAGGCCGCACCUCAAAACCCUAGCUCCGCUUUGUUCUCUUCCUUCAAUUCGAUACGCCGCCGUUUCUUCUCGGAGGAGGUCAGGGGCUCCUUCCUGGAUAAGUCUGAGGUCACAGAUCGUGUUAUCAACGUCGUGAAGAACUUCCAGAAAGUUGAUCCCUCAAAGGUUACUCCCAAUGCGCAUUUUCAGAAUGAUCUUGGGUUGGACAGUUUAGAUACUGUUGAAGUUGUGAUGGCUCUUGAGGAAGAAUUUGGAUUUGAGAUUCCCGAUAGUGAAGCAGACAAGAUUAACAACAUUAGUCUCGCUGUCGAUUUUAUCGCUUCUCACCCUCAGGCGAAGUGAAGAGAAUCAUGAAACCUCAUUCUUGAAACUGAAAGAUGUUUCUUUUCUUUUCUUUUUUCAGAGUUGGCUGUGAAUCAAACCAUUCAAAUCUUCCUCUUACUGGUUCUCUUCCCUUUCUGAUAAAUGCCGGUUGGAUUUUGGAUUAUUUUGUGACAACUUCGUAAGAGUGGGAUUUUCCACAUCGAUUUUUCCUUUUCAUUUGAUGAUAGCUUGAUGAUGAGAUGAGUAAAAACUGUCGUAAUAAGAAUCAUAUGUUCAAAAUGCUGUUUUGUUUUGGCAAAAGUUGGCCCAAUACAUGGUCUAACCAGAAGUGUACAACAUAGUACUUGGGGUUA